UAUGGAAACCACGCCAACGGAUUCAGGAACUACAAGUUCGGACUCACAAACAACAACUUCCGGAACCCAAAGUCCAACGACACCGUUGGACAUGGAAACAACUCUAACAGAUUCAGCAACGACUGGGGCAGACUCACAGACAACUGCUUCCGGAACUCAGAGCCCAACGACACCAGCGGACAUGGAAACCACGCCAACGGAUUCUGGAAUCACAAGCUCGGACUCACAAACAACUGCUUCCGGAACUCAAGGUCCAACGACACCUUCGGACAUGGAAACCACGCCAACGGAUUCAGUAACAAGCUCGGACUCACAAACAACAGCCUCUGGAACUCAAGGUCCAACGACACCGUCGGACAUGGAAACAACUCCAACAGAUUCAGCAACGACUGGUGCAGACUCACAGACAACUGCUUCCGGAACUCAGAGCCCAACGACACCAUCGGACAUGGAAACCACGCCAACGGAUUCUGGAACCACAAGCUCGGACUCACAAACGACUACUUCUGGAACUCAAGAUCCAACGAUACCGGACAUGGAAACAACGCCAACGGAUUCAGUAACAAGCUCGGACUCACAAACAACAGCCUCUGGAACUCAAGGUCCAACGACACCGUCGGAUUUGGAAACAACUCCAACAGAUUCAGCAACGACUGGUGCAGACUCACAGACAACUGCUUCAGGUACUCAGAGCCCAACGACACCAUCGGACAUGGAAACCACGCCAACGGAUUCUGGAAUCACAAGCUCGGACUCACAAACAUCUGCUUCCGGAACUCAAGAUCCAACGACACCGUCGGACAUGGAAACCACGCCAACGGAUUCAGUAACAAGCUUGGACUCACAAACAACAGCCUCUGGAACUCAAGGUCCAACGACACCGUCGGAUUUGGAAACAACUCCAACAGAUUCAGCAACGACUGGUGCAGACUCACAGACAACUGCUUCCGGUACUCAGAGCCCAACAACACCAUCAGAUAUGGAAACUACGCCUACGGAUUCAGGAACCACAAUCUCGGACUCACAAACGACUGCUUCUGGAACUCAAGAUCCAACGACACCAUCGGACAUGGAAACCACGCCAACGGAUUCUGGAACCACAAGCUCGGACUCACAAACAACAGCCUCCGGAACUCAAGGUCCAACGACACCAUCGGACAUGGAAACCACGCCAACCGAUUCAGGAACCACAAGCUCGGACUCACAAACAACAGUCUCCGGAACUCAGGGUCCAACCACAUCAUUGGAUAUGGAAACCACGCCUACUGAUUCUGGGACCACAAGCUUGGACUUACAAACAACAGCCUCCGGAACUCAAGGUCCAACAACACCGUCGGACAUGGAAACCACGCCAACCGACUCAGGAACCACAAGCUCGGACUCACAAACAACAGCCUCCGGAACUCAAGGUCCAACAACACUAUCGGAUAUGGAAACUACGCCUACGGAUUCAGGAACCACAAGCUCGGAUACACAAACAACCGGAUCUGUAACUCAGGGUCCAACGACACUGUCGGACAUGGAAACCGCUCCUACGGAUUCAGGAACCACAAUCUCGGACUCACAAACGACUGCUUCUGGAACUCAAGAUCCAACGACACCAUCGGACAUGGAAACCACGCCAACGGAUUCUGGAACCACAAGCUCGGACUCACAAACAACAGCCUCCGGAACUCAAGGUCCAACGACACCAUCGGACAUGGAAACCACGCCAACCGAUUCAGGAACCACAAGCUCGGACUCACAAACAACAGUCUCCGGAACUCAGGGUCCAACCACAUCAUUGGAUAUGGAAACCACGUCUACUGAUUCUGGGACCACAAGCAUGGACUUACAAACAACAGCCUCCGGAACUCAAGGUCCAACAACACCGUCGGACAUGGAAACCACGCCAACCGACUCAGGAACCACAAGCUCGGACUCACAAACAACAGCCUCCGGAACUCAAGGUCCAACAACACUAUCGGAUAUGGAAACUACGCCUACGGAUUCAGGAACCACAAGCUCGGAUACACAAACAACCGGAUCUGUAACUCAGGGUCCAACGACACUGUCGGACAUGGAAACCGCUCCUACGGAUUCAGGAACCACAAGUUCGGAUACACAAACUACUGGUUCCGGAACUCAAGAUCCAACGACACAAUCGGAUAUGGAAUCCACACCAGCAACGCCAACACCGGAUUCUAUUUCAACAACUCAGGCUGAAACAGGAACAACUUCAUCUGACUCAUUUACCAGUAGUUUCAUAACUCCGGCUAGCACAACGACUUGUGAUCCUAACGGGAUAGAGUUCCCACUUUCGCAAGAGGUGUUCCCUCCCAAUGAAGAAGGUACGAUUGUUCCGGACAUAGACGAAGUGUCUCCUACCGAGAAUCCUGUUCGCUGCGUUCUUCCUGGCGAUGGACAAAUUAACUGCAACGGCGCCCAAGGUACCGCUGGGGGCAAAAUGGUUAUACCAGGAUAUAUCAUCCGACUAAGGCAGAAAACGCGGCCAGGAUUAACUCCUAAUCCGGGCUUCGAUGCCAACAUUAAGCUGAGAUUGAAGUACCCGCACUCUUACCGCUUCGAAGCGUUCGCGAGGGGGCCGGCCAAAUGUUGAAGUCAUGUUUAAAGUUCAGAUUGGUAAUUUAGAAGCUGUGAAUGAUUUGG
This is a messenger RNA of Culex quinquefasciatus (southern house mosquito), 2649 nucleotides long. Its product is annotated as mucin-5AC-like. The record is from RefSeq and is a predicted model, not a curated record. NCBI's taxonomy places the organism in Eukaryota, Metazoa, Arthropoda, Insecta, Diptera, Culicidae. The coding region runs from base 2 to 2599 and encodes 865 amino acids. The transcript has a single exon.